GGUUUUCUUUUGCACACUGUUAGCACGGCGGUCACUGCAGAUCACUUUACAGGUGUCAUAGGCUGCAAAUGGUGCUUCUUCGCAAAUAUAAAAAAAAAUAUCUAAAUAAAUGCUCGCGAACUUUUAUCCCACCCCCUCUAUGCCCUCCUCCUCCUUGUCGGCGAGGGCGAGUAAAAAAAGAAACAAAAAGUGUCGUCUUAUAAAAGGCCGUCGAGUGCCCUUUGAACACUGACAAGACCGGUUUGCUUGUGUUGUGGCCGCGGAGAGUUUGGUGUCUUCACCACCACGGCAACUGUGUUUCUGCCGGCCUGUGGCCGCUAGUAACGGCAAAACGGUGAACUCUGCCGCAACUAUGAAGUCGUCUUCGGCGAUCGUCGUGCUGUGCCUCAUGGCAGCGACGCUGCUCGUUGAUCCGUGCCUCGGACUUCGACAUCCCAGGACCAGAUAUCAGUACUUCGACGAUUAUCUGCGACACAUGGAUUCCGAGCAGCAGGCGAUCAUUUCAGACGAAGCGGCGUCCACAACAGCGGACGACAGCGAAGACGACGGUGGCGCCACAACGACGCCCGCAACAACUACAACAGGCUGGCAGAACCAGCGGGACAUCACGUGCUGCAUGCUGGGCCAGAUCGCGGGCGACAAGGGAUACCACUGCUUCGCCAAGUUCUACGCGGCGCGUCUCCUGAUGCGCAACCGGAACCGGGCCCACAACCGCAAGAUGAGCUUCUACGGCCGCAACAGGAUCCCCGACUACGGCCGCAAGGUCAUGCGCACAUUCGAGCAGUGCGUGGUGGGCGACCGGGGAGUCAUCUUCCACAAGUGCUGCCACCUGGUGGCCGUCGAGAGGCGGGACCGGAUUCGUUACAACACCACCCACCAGGCGGAGCCCUCGACUUCCGGCGAAGCGGCGACGACCAACAUCACCUCCGGUGCCACGGUCGAGCACCACCAUCAGCACCAUCAUCAUCAGUGAUAUUUUGCACCCGCCACAUUGCAGACAAACCCAAACGCAUGCACAUUUGCCCCCACCCCCCCUCUCCACAAAUACUUCACCCCAACACCGUCUCAACGGUGUUUGGAAGUUUCUCCAUUUGAUUGGACGUAGUACUCAUGUACGGUUCGCGCGUGAAGUCAUGGCACCAUGCUGGUGGUCAUCCCCGAUUGUUCCCGUGGAGAAAAGCUAAUUCGAUGGUGCGAAAUGUAUGCCACAGAAGCUGUCCUAGCAGCAGCAAGGCCGUCACAACAGUCGCUGGCGUGACGCAAUGCAAGCCAUGCAUACUUUUUCAUCAUCUAGUUGAAAAAUAGCCUCCUGGAAGCCUCAGAUGUACAGACGCGACGCUUCGCUACGGUUCCUGGUACGCGCCUCCGGCCGGUCUGUGUACCGCGUCCAAAAGAGUGGUCCCUCGAUUUCCGCCUGAUGACGUCAUAGGUGCGUCAUACUGUCGCCGGUCACGAUUCUGGCGAUGUCACAACAGCUGUGAUGGAUGUGGCAGGCGGAUGUUCCGCUGCAGACCGCUCUCCAGCUUGGCAGCCCACGGAUGCUUGGGACAGCGACACUCGCGUUCGCCCUUCCUUUUUGCCGCAAUUUCUCUAGCCAACCACAAGGAUCGCGACAUACGACAGCGUGACAUUUCGGCUUUUGGUACAUCAUUCGUUGCCACUUCGGGACAUCUAUCGAUGCGUAGGCAGAAAAAUGGGACGCUUAACAGACCAGUUAGAGACGCGUUCCAGACACCGUAGCUGCGCUAAGGGACAAAGCCAACUUUCUUAGCGAAACGUCUUCUGCCAAUCCGAGGCUUUCAGAAAAGUUUUCGAGUUCUUUGUACCAGCUUCAACUAAGUGCCUUCGUGCUUUGUUCUUUUCACACUAACACUGACAGUGCGAUGGAAGCGACAUGAUGGCUGUACCAAUCAGCCGUUUUCCCUCGUCUCACGUUGUCGCUUUUCCUCCACGUGGCGGUCAACACGCACCUAUAGCCGGGGUCAGGUUAAGAGUUCACGAGUACGCUCCUUCCACUUUUCACUUUCGCAGGGCUAACGCUUCCUCUCCAGCGUCCGCUCUGCUAAAGUGGAGAGAGGUAGUAGGAGCUUCCCCUGAAGUUAUCACCUGACACCGAUUAUAGAAUAAUCAAAGCCCAUACCAGUAUAGCAUUUCGAAGUCAUCACAGUAAGAUCCAGCGCAUACGCAAAUCAGACAAGAGUACCGCGUCAGCGUUCUGCUUGUACUCGUGUCUUGUUGAAGGACGUUUGGCGUCGGGCUGGGGUCCAGUAGCUGAGUUGGCGCUAUCCGAGUGCGAUGGCGUCAUGUGGAGUAUGUUUGCAGGCUUUGGUUAUCCUAGGUGGUGCUGGUACCGAGAUGGAAAAAGUGAUGUGACGUGGUGCAGUGGGCAAGUGCUGAUAGGUCCAGCAGCAAAUGUUUCUACAAGACUGUUGCGUGAUACACGCUUGAUACCUACAGGGUAUAGAGGUGCCCAGAAGGGCGAGUUGAAGUCGAGACAGACUGCAGGUUCACACGGGAAUGAAACAAGCAGAUGAAGUUAUAAGUGUUCCCACUGGCAGGUGAACUUUUGUACUUUGCUUUGAUGGUGUGCCAAUCAGCUUCACAGGACCCGCUCUUCCCUGCUUCGUGUAACAUUCGAGAUUGUUCAUGUAUCAUGAGGAGGAUGAGAAGAUUAAAGAAAAUACUUAUUGGAGGAAAGAUAAAAAAAGGAAGAUAUUGCACUGGACUCGACGUGGGUACCAAUAUUUUUUUUUUGUAUAUGGGAACAGGGUUUUACAAAUGAGGCUCCACGGUCGACUGCUAGUCGGUGCGACUAGUGGUCAAAAAGGGCAACUUUAGGCAGUACCUGGCGCCCGAACAAUCGGAUACGAGCGUUGCAUCACAGUUUAGCAGGGGCACUCUGAUGCUCGAGAUCGGAAUCAACGGAUGUGGCCGCGGAACACCGCAGAGUUGCGAAAUUGCUACACUGGAUAUUGCUACUUUGUCAAUCCAAACUUGAGGAGCUCGCAUAGUAUCUUGGAUGUCUCCACACGUGCCUUUGUUUCGGGAGAUGUGACUAAAAUAAAAGUGCAUAUUAUAAUUGUUUUCUUUUUUUUUUUUUCAGUAUUUCGCCAAUGUUUCCUUGUUAGUGUGUUUAUGUUAUGUAUAUUAUCAUCUGUAUAUUUUUUUUAUUUUUUACCCCAAUCCACUCUAGAUUGCAACACUCAGCUUACGGCUUCUAUGACUCGUACUGAAAUAAAUUCUGGGUUUCGGAGAGCGCCUUAGCGCCGGCAAUGUAUUGUAAAAAAACGCUAUAUCUUUGCCAUCAUUUCAACUUUACCGAGCCAAGUGUAAAGAAACGGUUUCUGGAACUUCGGUGCCUACUGUUCUUUUCUUGUCGCAAAAAAUGGUUCUUACUUGUUUCUGUACUUAGAAUUAUCGUGAUGGCCGAAUCGCAGUGAUAUUGAAGUACUGCGAACAUGUCAGCUUUUUUAAGCCCGACAAGUUUUCUAUAAAGUUGAUCAAAGCAAGGAGAUAUACAUACUGGCGCGAGAAGUCAGGUCCGGGAAGCAAUCAUACAUGCUUCAUGUUUCUAAUGUAGCUCUGAAAAAGUUGCGUUGGCUGUCGAUCAGAACCCAUGUGCAAAUAAAUCGUUCCUGAAAAAAAAAAAGAUUUUUGCGCAUGUUCAGUAGCCUUCUGUAGGAUAAGGCCCUUGUUUAAAGCUACGAAUUGGUGUACCGCCAACACUCGACUCUAACAUCACGCCGGUGCGAGUUCGGUUUCUGGGCAUGCGCAGUGCUGGUGCGAGCAAACGUAGACUUGUUCGUGAACAUCGUAUUAGUUUGUGGCUGUUUAAGAUUGGGCAUGAGUUCAAACAGGAGUUAAGGUUGAUGACGAUUGAUGUGAAGUCCUCAGCCAGCAAACUUACUUUCUGUUAUUAAAUGAGACGGCGCAAGUACGAGGACUGAGGAUGCGUGACUGAUCGAUCACAUAUUUUUGUCAGUAACGUUGCGCUAUGCUCUUGUGCCCCAUUCAGACGGCCAGCAUAGAGGUGAAUUUUAACAUAGGUUCUUUUUCACCGCGGUGCAAGAUAAUACUCUUCAGGUGAGGACAGCGCGCUCCUCGCGCAGUGCAGAUGAAGUUCGCUUUUCACUCUUUCUCUUUCUCUCUCUCUCUCUCACUAUGGUUUCAAGCGGCGCCGGCAGAUGACUCGUCGACACGUGGGCACUAGAGUUCCUGUAUAGGCUCCCUACGGGAGGCUCCCUACGGGAGCCAGAGUUGCGCAUUUGUUUUCCCCGCGCCGCCACGCCGCUAUUCGCCGAGGUCCAUCACGUGAGGAGGAAAGCAUCCGUUGGCGUGCAAGAAAGCCACCUUUACGGUCGCUCGGCCGACGUUUCUCUUGCCCGGCGUAUGUUUCCCUGCUUUCCGGCUCCUUUUCCUCCUCUCCUUCUUCUUCUUCUAAGCGUUGUGAAAGAUGGUGGGGGGGGGGAGGAGAGGGCCAAUAGUGGUUGCGCACCGGGCGCUUGGUCACUGGCUCUCGGGGGGAGGGGGGUGUGGGGAGAAAGGUUGGGGGUGGAGGGGGGAGAUAGAAAUAGAUUUGUAGAAGGGGAGGGGGGGGGCGGGCAUGUCGGAGUACGCGCGAGGGGGAUUAAUUUAGUUGCAUCGAAUACCGGGUGGCCGGGGAUGGGGGGGCGGGGGGAGUUGGGGGUCCAGCGCUGGAGGCUGGCACGGCGCGGUGUCCGGCGAUCAAGCAAUCGUCCGGGGCGACCACGUCGUGUGGUGGGAGCAUGCGCGGCGGCGCGCGCGGCGCCGCUAUUCGCCAAAUUUAGUCACGUGAGGAGCAAAGCAUCCAGCUCGUGCGGGAAAGCCGGCGCUACGGCCACGCGCCGAGUCUGAAUGCGCAACUCUGCUACCGUAGGUAGCAUAUACAGGAACUCUAGUGGGCACGGCAAAGACGGCUCGUGCCGCCUCAUGCUCCACACGCGCAGAGCUCCAGCGAGGUUGUCGCACGUGGAGAAAGACCACGGUGUACCGGGGUGUCAUGGCAACGAGAUAAUUUUUUUCGCUCUCACACAGUUUCCCCGUUUGGCCGCCGGCGACGCUGUCAGCCGCGGGCACGUAGAGUGCCUUCAUACACACGGCACCCUACGGGCACGGUGGCCGCGGAAUAAUGCAGCCUUUCGGAUGCCCGUCGAACGAACACUAUCUCAUUCCUCGCGCCCCGCGUUCAGCCCCGCCGUGUCCUCACCUAAAGAGUGUAUCUUGCACCGUGCUUUGCACACGGCAAAUCAGCUCGCGAUCACGUGCCACUCGCGGAAGAUCGCGAACUGAUUCGUGGCUGACCAUAAAGGAUCCUUGGCUAAAGAGGCAUUUAUGAUACGUGCGAAUGGGGUGUUUGACUAGUGUGAUGGUUAUGUUGUUACCUCCAUACAGUUAUAGCUGCUGGGUCAUGCUUGGGAUUUUUUUGUGCAGAGAGCACCUCAGGUUUACUAGUCUAACUGAGGUCACUUGCGGCAUGACCCCUUUAGGUACAUAUUGUUUGCUUUGUUAAUUUGUGUACUCCGGUGGGCCUUUCCACUGAAGUGGUGUUGUAAUUUUUUUAUUGUCAAAGACCAGCGAUGUUUGUUGGUCAUUAUAGCUACGUACAGGAUUAAGGUAGACGUAAAAUUGCUGUCUAGUUGUUUGCAAACUUCGUCACAUAUACAUACAAAAUAUAUUAUUGUAAAUUGCAUCAGAGAUCUUUUUAUCGUAGUAUAACGCGAAUGUAAUAUUGAAUGCCAUUUUUUGACGAUCGCGAGGCGUUUAGAGUUCUGUGUUCGCACAUGGUUUGAGUGUGAAUGAGUUUUCUCUGGAAUAUAUCCAGAUUUCUUGCCCGAGGAUAGAGAGAAAUCCCUAAACCAUUUUAUUUGAAUCGCAAUUUCAUAUAUGUCACAUGUAUGUCACAAAUGUAACAUGCAGUCACAAGUGGACUUGCGUGUAAUAAACGAGUCAAAAUGUUCUUGCAUUUGCAUCGCAGCAAAUAAUAAAUCAUUGCAUUAUUUAGAAAACAA
Ixodes scapularis (black-legged tick) is the source of this 6029-nucleotide messenger RNA. RefSeq lists its product as uncharacterized. Bases 353 to 973 code for a protein of 206 amino acids. The transcript has 3 exons. The record is from RefSeq and is a predicted model, not a curated record. Lineage: Eukaryota; Metazoa; Arthropoda; Arachnida; Ixodida; Ixodidae.